Messenger RNA from Gongylonema pulchrum, 414 nucleotides. Lineage: Eukaryota; Metazoa; Nematoda; Chromadorea; Rhabditida; Gongylonematidae. The record is from the annotation of a GenBank genome assembly.
AUGAGAGGCUAUUUGAGUGGCCAUUAUCGUCAUUUCAUUCAAGAUGCGAGUAUUGGUGCUGAGAUUCUCGAUGAAGCGGAUCUGCAGUCUCCCAAGGAUUCUGUAAGUCCCAUUGCCGGAAUCAGUGUAACAAGCGAGCGACCGCCAGAAACUGAUACUGAGGAACAAUUGUCAUCAUCAAAUUCAAGCAGCCAAAAACGCAGAGCUUCAGAAACUGAUGAAUUUGAGCCACCGGCCAAACGAGCUGAUCGCUUGCCAAUCAAACUGGAGAAUUCCAUAACCCAGUUUGAUGACGAUGGUGCACAGCUGGUCCAGGAAUUACUGGAGGUAAAAUGCUCACAAAAUGAUUCAGGAACUUCUCGCAAAUCAAACUGCCAGGUAUACUUCACUGCAUUUUUUUUUCUUGCAUUUUAG